Nilaparvata lugens (brown planthopper) is the source of this 1302-nucleotide messenger RNA. RefSeq lists its product as uncharacterized. The transcript has 2 exons. Bases 786 to 1103 code for a protein of 105 amino acids. NCBI's taxonomy places the organism in Eukaryota, Metazoa, Arthropoda, Insecta, Hemiptera, Delphacidae. The record is from RefSeq and is a predicted model, not a curated record.
UAUAAAAGUAGCAGGGACUGAUACAAUCGGAUAAUCAUAAUCAAUUAUCAUUGUUGCUAUUUUGUUGUCGAAGAAUAAUAAUUCUGAAUCUGAAACUAUUAUUGACACGCUCAUGUUCCAGACUUCUAGAGAUACAAACUUCAGAGUGCGUGAAACUUAUCAACACACACAGUGUAUUAGCAUCUUGACAAUUUCUAAUUAUUGAUACCAAUUUGAAGAGAUUUAUAGUUCGAAGUGUGGAGACUUACACCGUUUACACUGUGCUUUUCAAUAUAUCCAGCUUGAAAAUCUCUAAUAUUAUUCACCUACUCUUGUAAUAUCGUGAACACAUUUUGUUGUCGAAAAAUAGGCCUAAUAAUCGUGAAUCUGAAACUAUUAUUGAAACGCUCAUGUUCCAGACUUCUAGAGAUACAAACUUCAGAAACUUAUUCUGAAACUUAUUAAACUUAUUAACACACAGUGUAUUGACAUCUUGACAAUUUCUAAUUAUUUGUACCAAUUUAUAGAGAUUUAUAGUUUAAAGUGUGGAGACUUACACCGUUUACACAGUGCUUUGCAAUAUAUCCCGCUUGAAAAUUUCUAAUAUUAUUCACCUACUCUUGUAAUACCGUGAACACAGGAUAUUGCCAGCUCGAGCACUUCCAAUAUCAUCUACCUAAACUUUCAAUAUCGUGUACACAACUUGUGUUGCCAACUUUAUCUACCCAAACUUUUAAUAUCGUAUACACAACUUGUGUUGCCAACUUAACAAUUUCUAAAGCUAUCUAAGAAAACUUACAAACACAAUGUCAGUCGGCACAUCUGUCAAAAGAUCUGCAUCGGAACAGAACACAUUUUUCUCAGUGCUACUUAUAUCGCUGAUGAUUUUCGUCUUCUUCAAAUUCUGCCUGGGAUCUCCCCUACCCAAGAAGGCACUGCAAGAGAUCUCAGGAGACGCAAUGCUCUCACCUUCCAGGAGUUCUAAUACUGGUAGAGGACUGAAAUGCCCCACAGGCUUCAUCUACACUUCGAAUAAGAUAUCUUGCAAACCGUAUAUUGGACCAGAUAGAAAGUUCUCAGAUAAUUUACUGCCUCACCAACAGGCGGGGAAUCUCAAUCUCUAAAACCAGGCGUACAAACAAAAACUGUUUUCAACUAAAACUUGAUUCGUAAGCUCCAACAAGGAUGUGAUAGAAGAUAUAGAUUCAUGGAGAAAGCAUACAAAAUUUAUUCCUGUAUUUUUAAAAUGUAUGAAUUCAGGGCUACUUUCUUGUAUUUAUAAAAUAUAAUGUACCCUUUAAAAUUAAUAAAAUAAUAAAACAA